AUGUUCCGAACCACACCGUUAGAAGGGCCACUCUCCCUCUCACUCAAAUGUGUUAAGGUUCUCUUGCUCUUUUGCCUCCUCUCCAUUGCGACGGGGACGGAAAAAAAAGACGAGGAUGAGGGGGAAGCUAAAUUAAUAGUUAAAAACUACACCACCACCACCUGGACCUUCCUAUCUUCGUUCAUCUCCACCGUGCCCUAUACCUGCUACACCUCUCCUGCUGCUGGUGCGGCUGCUUGUGCCGGACGACGACUGAAAAGAUCGAGAAAGAUGGAAACGUUUGACAUGAAUGCAGAAGAUAAUCCUAUACUCGCGAGCAGCAGAGGGUUGGACGAAGAAGAGUUGAUGAAAGAUGAAGAAGGGGACAUUUCGAGAUUGGCUGGAGAGGAAGAUGACGAGGAAAAGAAGAAGCUGUUUUUCCGCCUCUGGAGAACUGCCAGUUCCACCGUCACCGUGACUUCCUUCUCCACGAUCCGCUCAGUCACCGUCUCAAUUUCAAUCAUGUGUACUUACCCGAAUAUUGUCCUUAAUUUAUGUUAACUUCUGUGCUUUUCUUUUUUCUAUUCCAUUUUUCUCUCGCGCUUUUUUGUUUCUCCUAUUUCAUCUUCAUUAGCUGUUAUCUUUCUUUCUUCAAAUAUUCUUCUUAAAAUAUCUGCAACUCUCUCUGCUCUUUCUAAUGAUACUGUCCAGUCUUUUCCUCGUAUUCUUCUCUCUCUCUCUCUCUCUCUCUCUCUCUCUCUCUCUCUCUCUCUCUCUCUCUCUCUCUCUCUCUCUCUCUCUCUCUCUCUCUCUCUCUCUCUCUCUCUCUUUCUUUCUUUCUUUUCUUCUUCUUCUUCUUCUUCUUCUUCUUCUUCUUCUUCUUCUUCUUCUUCUUCUUCUUCUUUCUUCUUUUUCUUCUUCUCAUCCAUUUAUAACAACGAAAAUACGUGUAUCUUUCACAACUCUUCAUAUGCAAAAAAUACCGGACUUGGCCUUCGAAAUCAACUAGUUGUAAUGAAAUCAAUGGAUGUAUAUAUACAUUAUCGACCCCAUAAUACCUAUAUGCAUAAUAUUUCCUGA
Eriocheir sinensis (Chinese mitten crab) is the source of this 1059-nucleotide messenger RNA. RefSeq lists its product as uncharacterized. The record is from RefSeq and is a predicted model, not a curated record. The coding region runs from base 1 to 540 and encodes 179 amino acids. NCBI's taxonomy places the organism in Eukaryota, Metazoa, Arthropoda, Malacostraca, Decapoda, Varunidae. The transcript has 4 exons.